Messenger RNA from Beauveria bassiana ARSEF 2860, 276 nucleotides. RefSeq lists its product as uncharacterized. The record is from RefSeq and is a predicted model, not a curated record. The transcript has 3 exons. The coding region runs from base 1 to 276 and encodes 91 amino acids. NCBI's taxonomy places the organism in Eukaryota, Fungi, Ascomycota, Sordariomycetes, Hypocreales, Cordycipitaceae.
AUGAAGAUGGCUAAGCAGGGUGGUGCAUGGCGCCCGAGAAAAGAUAAGCCCCAAGUCUCGAGCAAUGUCGAUUCGAGAGUUGUCAAGUCUCGGAAAAGUUCGGUAGCAACAACAGAUAAAGAACAAGUGGCGACGAGUGCAGCCGGUCCGCAAGCUAAUUCGCCCGCCCAGAGCAACGACGACACCAUCGCCGGAGAGGCGCCCGUCUCCGUCUGGUCAAAUACCCAACCAACUCUGAGCCAAGGAGUCCAGGCAUUUCCAGGCAUUUCGGCUUAG